Molecule: messenger RNA, 2697 nt
Organism: Carica papaya (papaya)
Lineage: Eukaryota; Viridiplantae; Streptophyta; Magnoliopsida; Brassicales; Caricaceae
Gene: WIT2
Product: WPP domain-interacting protein 2
Source: RefSeq, a predicted model, not a curated record
UACUGGUGGACAGGUUCAUUGUCAAUCAAACCUUCUGCUUCUCCGUUUCUUUUCAACCCCUCAAUUAUUCAACAAGCCUGAACACCUGCAAGCUGCUAUGCUAACGUGCGCCCAACCCAAGUCCCUCACCAACACUAACCCAUAACCCAUGCGUUGACCGACCGGUUCCCACCUGGCGCAUCUUAGCCUCACUCCUAGCAUCAGAAACAGAGAGGGAACUUUCACAGCGAAACCAACGGUCUUGGGGAAACCAAAAACAGUCGUUAAAUUAUCUAAUUUUCUCUGCUUUAUUCCUCAGAGGUUGGUAUGUGGAAUUCAUAACCAAGAAAGUUUUAAAUGAGGGAAGAAUAGAACCAAUGCUGACAUUUUUUCUUUUCUUUCCCUCUGGUUUUUUGCUUCACUGAAGAGUAAAACCACAGGAAUGGAUGACUUAACCGUUGGUGUUCCAUAUACCAACCAUGAAGAGUUAGAUAAAGUUAAUUUGCAUGAAGAGGUACCAAAAAAUGGUAUGGAAAUGCAGCCUGCAGAUGAUGCUAUGAAAUUUUUAGCAGCAGUAGACUUCGACCUAGCAUAUUCUUCUAAGAAGUUGGUAAACUUGCAUUUGCUUUUGAUGCAUCUAUUGGUUUGGAAUAAUGAUCUAGAAGCAAUGGCCAUGGGUGAUAGCCUUAGCUUGGAAAUAUCAGUUGAGAAGGCACUAGUAUUUGAUCUUUUAUCUGGAAUUUUAGAUUCUGAGUUACAAGAGUUUAGCAGAUUCUUGGAUGCACUCAGAGCACAUAUAUUUUAUGCCAGUCAUAAGAUAUCUUCAUGCAGACACUCGAAAGAGCUAUUUGUUAUAAUGGAAGAAAAGUUGCAUGAUUCUAAAGAGUCAUUAAGACAUUCUCAAGAGCAGUUCUUGGAAAUCAGGAUGCAAUUGGCUGAAUUACAAAGAUCAUUUUCAUAUUUCAAGGAGGAGAAAAGGAAAAAGGACGAGGUAGUUGAGCUUUCAGGAAAUGAUCAGCUGUUUGACAGUUGUGCGACAUCAAAAAAGCAGACAACCUUACAACAUAGACAUGUUAUAAGGACACUGGAGAAGUCUUUCUCAAGAGAGCUAUAUCUUGAGGAGAAAUUAUCACUGCUUAGGCAAAAUGAAGAACAAUUGAAAUUAAAGUUGCAUUACACUGAACAGGUGGCUUUUCGCAUGGAAGAAGCAGCAGAAGUUGUUUGGGGAAGGUUUUUAGAGGCAGAAAAUGCUGCAGAGGUGCUGAUGGGUAUUUCAAAGGAACUACUUGGCCAGCUUCAUAUUGCUCAGUUGAAUUUAUAUGGUUCAAUGCAACGAGAAGUUCAACUCAAAUCUAAACUUGAAGAUUGCAUUGAAGAGCUAAGUGCCAAAGAUGUUAUGCUACAAAAGCUUGGAAGAAGAAAUGAAGAACUUGAGAGCAGCAAUUCACAACAUGCUACCAUAAUUUCUGAAGUUCUGAUCUUAAAGGAAAAAAUAAAAUCACUUGAGGAACAACUGAAAGAUACUGAAUUCCAGCUGGAGAGUGCAAAUUCCUUCUAUAAAACAAGCCAGGAGCAGCUUGAUGAAGCAGAAAACAUUAUCGAGGUACUAAAAGAAAGCAUUUAUGAGGCAGAAGGUAAGGCUGGAAGUACAGAAGCCAAGGUUACCGAAUUAACAGAGGCAAAUUUAGAACUUACCGAGGAGCUAAAUUUUCUCAAAGGUAAUGAUAGCGACACAAAGAAGAUCAGCCUACUUGAGAAGCAGUUGAGGGAGCAAGAGAUCCAAUUACAAAAUGCAAAAGCUUCAUCUCAAACAAAUCAAGAACAGCAAAACAUGCUGUACUCUGCAAUAUGGGAUAUGGAGACUUUAAUUGAAGACCUAAAGUCAAAAGUUUCAAGAGCUGAAACUAAGACUGAGAGGGCAGAGGAACAAUGUAUACUGUUAUCUAAAACUAACUUUGAGUUGAAUAAAGAACUGAAGUGCCUGAAGUCUAGAAUGGAAGAGUUGGAGACAUCUUUGGACCAAGUGAACAAUGUAAAACAUAGGAAUGCAAAAGAAAUUAAUUCAAGGACUGAGGUUAUGAUGGACAUGGUUAUGCAGCUAGCAGUGGAGAGGGAGCACAUGCAGAAGCAGCUAAAUCUUUUGUCGAAGGAGAACAAAAUUUUGUUGGAGAAGUUACAAAAAUUAGAAACAAAAGCCUAUAUGACUACACCUUGUAGUGGAGAUAUUCAUGAUCAAAGGCUCAAGUAUUCCCAGAACGAAUGGAGGCAAACUACUUGUACGAAGGAAUCUGAGAAAGCAGAAUCUUUGACAACAUGUUUGCAGAAUAGAUUUGUAAAAGAUAAAGCUGAUUGCGUGGAGCCUAUGACCCAGACGGCUAGUUCAAAACUCCAGCAUGAGAGUAGCGGAAAGGCUGGCAAACUAAGCCAUGCAUGCGUUUUUAUGGUUGUGUUUGUUGUAUUACUUUCAGUUUCAGUCAUAUGUUUAUCCAACAAGAAAAGUGUCCUGUUUGAUAAUUUCUGAUGGCUGGGGAAAAGCUUUUCCCAUUGUGAUUCAGGCAUACAUUGUCCUACCAUGUAAAUUUUUGUUCUUUUUUUUUUUAAAUUUUUUUUCUUGUUUCCAUUUUUUAUUUGUUAAUGUGCUUUUAUUUUGUUACCAAUCUUCCAUUGUAAAUACCAAAAGAUAAAUGAUUUGUAGUACAUAUUGUUUGAUACGGAAAA